This is a messenger RNA of Vanrija pseudolonga, 1932 nucleotides long. RefSeq lists its product as uncharacterized. Bases 1 to 1932 code for a protein of 643 amino acids. The transcript is spliced from 2 exons. The record is from RefSeq and is a predicted model, not a curated record. Lineage: Eukaryota; Fungi; Basidiomycota; Tremellomycetes; Trichosporonales; Trichosporonaceae.
AUGCUCGGUCUCACAGACUCGCCGAGCCAGCUCGCCAACUUGAACCUCGCUAGCCGGCGCGACCGCCGCGAGGGGACCAAGCCGUCGCCGAGCCCCCUCCGCCCGGUCCCCGAGUCGGAGGCCUUACCACCCCAGCUCCGCCCGCGUAUCCGCCAGAUGGUGGCCAGCAACGCCGCCCACUCGCUCAUGCCGCCCCCGGCCUCGCCGCGCGCCAAGCCCCGUCCCUCGGUCGCGGCCGUGGCGCAGCGCUCACAGGUCACCAACAUGAUCUCGGCGUGGAGCGCCAAGACGCCGGCGGGGGCUAGCCCAACGCCCACUGUCCCUCCCAUGCCGCCUAGCCCGUCGCCGUCGCGCUUGGCCGCGUGGCGUGAGGAGCGUGAGCCGGCCUCACCGCUGCCAGCUUCGUCGGUCACAUCGACCCCGGCGAGGAAGAAGACCGUGCCGGUGGUCCCUACCGAGACCUUUGCGACUGCAGCACCUGAAGCUGUGGUCGCGCGAGCCGCCCUCAAGCCCGUGAUGGCACGGGUUGGCGCCCCCGCCGCCCGACCAAACAGCACGUUCAACCCCCUCGAACCACCAAACGGCAUCACUCAACUUCAAGCUCGCGUGCCCGUGGUCAUCAGCAAGCGGACCGAGCUGCCCAGCAAGUCGGUGCCCCGCGAUACCUUGCCAGCCAAGACACCGCAGGUGCGCACUCGCCCGACCUCGGUGGCGAUACCAACCACGACUACCGUUUUUCCACCUCAAGUCUCCCCUGUUCGCCCAACGCGCACGACCACCCGCCCCGUUACCCCGGCCGACUCGCGCCCCGAGUCGCGUGCAAGCUCGCGCAGCACCGUGGCGGCAGCAAAGGCUAUGUUUGAGGCGCCAUCCCUUCCUCCUUCCCCGGCUCCCCCAACCACCCCACGCUCGCGUGUGGCGGAGCGGGUCGCAGCUUUCUCGCAGUCUCAGUCGCGUCCUGUGUCACCUACGCCUGCUCCCACCAAACAGCCCCUCUCUCCGACUCCCACCAGGGCGCGUCCUAAGAGUAUGAUUGAGCCGAAGGCUCCUGAGCAUACGGAGCAGCCCACUCGGCCCGCGCCUCAACUGGCGGAGAACCGUCGCGUCGUCAACACCCCCGAGAGGAACCAGCCCCGUCAGGUACUGAAGGUGGCACAGGACGUCAAGCCCGUGAACCCGCCUGAGCAGAAGAAUAAGACUGGGUGGAUCGAGUGGAAGCCCAGUGCCACGUACGAUGCCGACGCCCAGGGUGAGCGUCUGACACUCGACAAUGAAGACCGCGAGAUCGCCAUGCCCCCCACCACGCCGACAACGAGGGCUCGAGCCGACUCGCGCGGCAUCACAACUGUCAAUGUUGGUGUCCGCCCGCGCCUGCACCCAAGCCGGAAAGACCAGGUUCUUGCAAACAACCUCCCCGACACCAGCAUCCAGCUCGCCUCUCCACGCACGCCAUUGGCCAAGACCGAGACCGAGGGCGACGAGGAGAACGCACCUGGUGUUGUGGUGGACCCCCGCAUUGAAGCAGCCAAGGGCGACUACUCCAUCUGGGUGUCGGCCCACCCAGAGCGCGAAGAGGGUAUGGGGUCGUCCCGUAUGUGGGUUCCGCAAAGCCGUACCCUUGCGCGAGCGACGCAAGAGAUGGCCGAAGCAGCCAAGGAGGAGCUCAGGAUGACUCAGAACGAUGCCGACCGUGCUGUACGUGCCCUCGCCGAGACGUCGGCCGCAUCCGAGUAUCACACAGCCCAAGGCACCCCGCACGACCCUCGAUAUGCCCACAAUCCGUGGUACUACAACCAGGGCUACUACUACGACCCGGCGGCCUACCAGGAGCAGUACGGCGAGUACGACGAGUACUACAGCGGCGCCCAGGGAUACUACUACGACCCGUACUGGGGCUACCAGUACGCCCCCGCCGGGCCAGGCGCGAGGUGA